This is a messenger RNA of Colletotrichum orchidophilum, 969 nucleotides long. RefSeq names its product Ulp1 protease family protein. Lineage: Eukaryota; Fungi; Ascomycota; Sordariomycetes; Glomerellales; Glomerellaceae. The record is from RefSeq and is a predicted model, not a curated record. The transcript is spliced from 5 exons. Bases 1 to 969 code for a protein of 322 amino acids.
AUGAAUGCGACUCUGAUGACGGUAGUAAACACAACCUUGAUCCACAUCGGCCCCUUCCUGCCGGAUCCGCCUCCAUCAAAGCCGGAGCGACAGACGGUGACGCUACGCAAGAUGCACCUGCCUUCGCACGCCGUUCACCGAGACGGCCCGUCACCAGAAGCUCGGCACCACUCUCACAUCCUCCAGCAAAACGAAAGCAAACUCCUGAAGCCUAACCCACACUGGGAUGCCAGCAACGACAGUCUUGGCGAUGAGAGCAUCAGUGCACUCGUCAAUGUCGAACUCCACCAAAACUUAAGCCUCUUGCCAGAGAUGGGCCAGCAAUACCCUCCCGUUUUCGAAAACAUUCAGCGCAAACAAUCCCGCGAAAUAUCCGCCCGACCCGAGUCGUCCCCAGGCCCUAUUAUCGAAAUCGUCGAAAGUGAACAAUCUCCUCAAGCGAAACUGGCAUCUGACGCACCUCCAGAAAUCAAUUCCACCCCAAUUACCCACCCCAAACCAAGGCCAUCGUCGAGGCUCAAGUAUCGCUCCAUCCUAGCAGAGCUCUUGGAGAAUGCAUACCGUCUAGCACCAGGAUAUAUGCUCAACGAUACUAUCAUUGAUGCCCUUCUUAACCAUGUGAGCGAAAAUGGCGUCGACUGUGGGCUUUUCACGCUGCUGUUCGCGUACCACGUUUCGGGGAUCUUCAAAGGUAUGCCAACAGACGUCACCUCGGAGACGCUCGAUUCUCAUCGCAGACACUUCCUUCACUGCCUUUUAACGUCCACCGACGCCGCUCUGUCGCCUCCUCCGAUCAAAGGCCUGGAUGUCCUUGGGAAGACUGUAGGAGAUCGCAUGGUGUCUAUCGCUCGAUACACUUUACAAAUCCGCGACCGACGCUCCUCUAUCGAGUCUCUACUCAAGCCAGGAAGUCUUUUUGGCGAUUCGACCGCAAGCAUCCGGCAGCUCCGUCAAGAUGAGGGACGUUGA